Messenger RNA from Erinaceus europaeus (western European hedgehog), 1821 nucleotides. It is a transcript of the gene ARLN, whose product is annotated as chromosome 2 C4orf3 homolog. Lineage: Eukaryota; Metazoa; Chordata; Mammalia; Eulipotyphla; Erinaceidae. The transcript is spliced from 3 exons. The record is from RefSeq and is a predicted model, not a curated record. Bases 74 to 307 code for a protein of 77 amino acids.
GGGAACGCGGAAGUGAGGUGUUUGAGCAUCUUCCCCAGUCGCUGGUAUCUCAGGCGCGGUUUCACUGUGCAACAUGGAGGGCGGCGCGGAGGCAGCGGAGGCGGCGGUAGCGGCAGGUGUGCCGAACGGGAUCCGGGAGCGGCGAGGCCCGGGAGAGGCGGGGAGGCAGCAACAGCAGCAAAACCAUGAAGCGCGACCUCCGAUCGGAGCUCAGCCGCUUCCCAAACACUCGUACUGGCUGGAUCUGUGGCUCUUCCUCCUCAUCGACGUGAUGUUGUUUCUCUUCGUGUAUCUCUUGCCCUGGUGAGAGCCACGGGGCUUGCACCCGGGUCCUUGAGCAUUGCAACAUGUGUGCUCAACCAGAGUGGUCGGCCUGGCAUCUAACUUAAGACAUUGACUUCUGGACUGGAUUCUGAAACUGACUACAGACUCCUUGAACACAGAAGACAAAUGGAAUUGUACAGGAGAAGAAUUUCAAAUCUCUUAAGGAACUUUCCUUUCCUUUUGUAUAUUGUUGCUCAUCUCAGGGCUAUGCUGACUAUGUAAUGAUCACAUCUACUCAUGCCCAAGUUCUUAAGACCUAGCCAUUGAUUCAUCUUUAAUAGCUAUUCUCAAACACUCAAUGCCAUUGCUGACUACACAUCUAUUUCUACUUAAAAGUUUAGUGUAUUCUUUAAGAAGCACACUCAUGUCACUAACCUAAACUGAAGUUUUUAAAAAAAAAAAAAAAAACGAGUUCCUCAAAAGCAGGAAAGGGAUUUUGAGAAAACAUUGUACUGAAAAUGAAGACCCACACUGCUCUGGCUGUAAGUGGUUGUUGACUUUUUAGAUUAAGGAGGCCUCUGUUGCCAGAUUGAUACGAUCUUAACAGAAAAUAUACAAUAUCCAAUAUUGGAAAGUUAGUAUGUUUGUUCUGUUAUCUGGGUGUCUUACCUUUCUUAACUUCCCUAAAAUAGAACUAUCUUACUGUGGUUGCACUAAGAAUGCUUGUGUAACCAAAACAGGUUUAUCUUUCUAUUUUCUGUAAACAGACGUGAGCUAAGUCAGCUACUAUGGGACCAGGUAUUAUAGGGAGCCAGACAAGAAUCUCAGCUCUCACCUCCAUGGAGUCUACAUUGUUGUUUUAGCACUUGACUUUGUUCAUGAGAAUUUAUAUUCUGGGAGUGAUCAGCUAGCGUUCCAUCAAGAAAGGUGAGCAUUCUGGAGCGACCUCUUUGAGCCCUUCUGAAGAUUCCUGUUCUAUAUUCCUUUACAUCAUGUAUAUCAGGAAAUGGGCUCUCAUCUCUCAAGUGGGUGGCUUUCAAUGUUUGUGAAGUACCUGAAAUAUUUGGGGAUGUUUCCUUUCAUUAAAAACAGGCUAUGCACCUAGUAAGUGCCUUUACCUUUUAGCAUGGCAUUAAGGAUUAAAAUGAAAUCCUAAGGGGGUGGGCGGUGGCACACCUGGUUGAGUGCCCACACUAUAUUGCACAAGGAGGACCCGAGUUCAAGCCGCCCCCCCCCAGCCAUCCCCACCCCUACCACCAUGGGGGGUGGGGGAAGUGUCAGGACUGAUGAAAACAGUACUGCAGGUGCCUGUCUCUCCCUCUCUAUUUCCUCUUCCCCCUCAAUUUUUGACUAUCUUUUGGAGGGUUUUAUUUGCUCAGUAGACAGUUAACAAUUAUACCUUUACUGUUGCAUCUACUUGAGAAGAACUUUUAUGCAAGCUGAAGAAUUGAGAGAGACACAGAACUGAGAUUUUUACUGAAGAAAGCAGAUAGAAUGAAUUGGAUUGUGCUUUCUAAUAAUUGUGUCUAACAAUAAAAUAUUUAUUUGUAUAGCUUA